This is a messenger RNA of Trichoderma atroviride IMI 206040, 958 nucleotides long. RefSeq lists its product as uncharacterized. Gene Ontology annotation, cellular component: nucleus. The record is from RefSeq and is a predicted model, not a curated record. Gene Ontology annotation, molecular function: DNA binding. NCBI's taxonomy places the organism in Eukaryota, Fungi, Ascomycota, Sordariomycetes, Hypocreales, Hypocreaceae.
CACACGUUGCUCCAGGGAUAUAUUGCCGGCAGUCGCCCCAUCUCCAGACUUUGCUCAUCCAUAUACCAAUCCAUUGAAUUUAUCCAUUGAAUUUAUCGCUCUUAUAUAUACCCGACGCGAUCAUAUCAAAGACCACGACAGCUUUUUUGACCGCUUCAACACCAUCUUAAUCAACCACCAUGUCUGAAGAUUGGGAUUCCGCCACCAAGAUUGGAAGCCGCGUUCGCGGUGCUGGUGCCUCGGACCGCGAGACCGUCAUUCGUGGAAAGAGUGCGCUGAACGCUGCCGCGAGAUCCGGCGCUGCCAUCAGCACAGAAAAGAAAUAUGCCAGCACCAACUCAACCGGUGGUGGCAGCGAAGGCCAGCGUCUGACCAAGGUCGACCGCUCCGAUGACAUUAUCAAGCCCAAGACAGUCGGAAAGGAAGUUGGCAAGGCUAUCGAGCAGGCCCGCCAGAAGUUCGAGCCCACCAUGACCCAGGCCGAAUUGGGCAAGAAGAUUGGCGAGACAUCAGCAACUGUUGCUACAUACGAGCGCGGUACUGCUACGCCUGACCAGACCAUUCUCUCCAAGAUGGAGAGGGUGCUCAAUGUCAAGCUGCGGGGCGCCAACAUUGGCGCCCCGCGCCUGGGCCCCAAGAAGAAAUAAAUCAAAGGGGUCUGAAAGAGAAGGGAGAAGGGAGAAGUAAUAUAGCACAAGGCAAGACGCCGCGACAAAGCGCGUGGCUUUAUUGUCUGGUGGCUGUUGCGUACGCGGUGCGCUUUAACCAUGAUAACAAAAGGAGUACAAAGCUGUUUCGAUAGAUGGGUUAUGGUGCAUUCCUGCUCGUAUAGCAGAGAAACAGGAUGUAUUGGUCCGGUUCACGCAGGAUUUUUGGCGUUUUACGUGGGAUGAUCAAGAAUUUAGAAUUCAGAAUGUGGACAAACACCCAAUUUUGCCUGCAAGUUCACUUUUGCUUC